This is a messenger RNA of Rhododendron vialii, 1170 nucleotides long. RefSeq lists its product as uncharacterized. Lineage: Eukaryota; Viridiplantae; Streptophyta; Magnoliopsida; Ericales; Ericaceae. The record is from RefSeq and is a predicted model, not a curated record. Gene Ontology annotation, molecular function: RNA-DNA hybrid ribonuclease activity; nucleic acid binding. The transcript has 3 exons. The coding region runs from base 1 to 1170 and encodes 389 amino acids.
AUGAGAAGCGAUAUUGAGCUACUGAGGAAGAACGGACUUAAGGAAGUCGACUAUCGUUGUUUGGAUCGACCAACCUAUGACUGGGCAAAAAUGAGUUCGUCACUCUUUUUCAUCGCGGGAACAUCCACAAUAGAUCCCAUGCGCUUGACAAAAUCUCCUUCUGAUGUGGGACAGACUUUGGAAUUGAAAAACCAAAGGGUGAUGAGGGGUAGAGAUGAGGAUGGAUCUAGAUCAUUGGAAGUAAAGGAGGAGCGUUGGAAAAGCAUUUGGAUAGCUUUGCAGCCGAGAAAGGUGGUGGAGGAUUCUAGCUGCCCGGUUUGUGGAUCUGGCCAAGAAACCAUUGUUCAUCUUUUUUGUACAUGCCCUUUAGCCGUUCAGGUGUGGCAUUUGUCACCUUUGCAAGUUGAUAUGAGGGCUAUACGACUCAAUUCUUUUAAUGGUUUUUGGGAUGUUAUGGAGCUUUGGUGGCAUAAUCACGCUAAUAAGGAUUGGUGUAUGUCGAUGGCUGCAGUUAUGAUGUGGUUUAUAUGGAGCUGUAGAAAUGGGGCUAUUUUUGAACAAGAGCUCUCUCUCCCUGGGAUGGUAUGUAAGCGGGCUGUGGAGUAUUUGCAAGAGUUCUUAUCUGCAAACUCCUUGGGUCCUGCGCCGGUAAUAUCGUGUGGGGAAGGAAGACUUAGUUCGUGGCAAAGGCCUCCAGCUGGUACUUUUAAGAUUAUUGUGGAUGGGUCUUGGAAGGAAAGGUUGAUGAGAGGGGGUUUUGGGGUUGUGAUCAGGGAUUUUCAAGGCUGUUUUGUUGCUGCUUCUAUGGGAUUUUUUCAGUGGUGCGCGAGUUCAUUGGUUACAGAAGCCUUGGCAAUUCGACAGGGUAUUUUGUUGGGAUCUCAGCUCGGUUUGGGGUCUGUUAUUUUGGAGAGUGAUGCUCAAUUGCUCGUGAAUAUGCUCAAUGGUCAGGCUGCAGUUAGUCAAGAGGUGGAAGUCGUUACUCAUGAUUUUCAGGUUUUGAGUAAUAAUUUCCAUUGUUGCAGUUUUACCUUUGUUCGUAGGACCGUUAAUAAUGUUGCUUAUGUUUUAGCUGGUGAAGGUUUUUGUGGUUUGGGGUAUAGUCCUUGGACUGAGUCCCCUCCGUUGUGGUUGUUUGGUCCUCUUUCUAGAGAUGAGUCUUCCGUUUGA